Messenger RNA from Seminavis robusta, 2608 nucleotides. Lineage: Eukaryota; Bacillariophyta; Bacillariophyceae; Naviculales; Naviculaceae. The record is from the annotation of a GenBank genome assembly.
AACCUAAUCCCGAACGGAAGUUGCUGGUUAGAAAGGCCACCUUGGAGCUCCUUGGAGCACCUCAACGCAAUAUCUGAUCAGAAGCAGCAGGAAGCCUACUUCCCCCGAGAAGCUCAUAAUCUUUCCUCUUGGGUCUUGCCCUCGCUCCCUUCCCCAGCACAACAGAGAUUUGGAUCAAGCACCAUGGCUCCGAGGGUAUCAGUUCUGCGUCGAAUGACGCUGGGCAUGAAGAAGAAAGAGCAACUGGCACUGGACGAGCUCAAGAAUGUGAAGGAGUUUUUUGGCGACAUUAUCGAGGAAGAGGAGGAGCCAGAAGAGCAGCCCGUCACAGAAGAAGAACCUGAGAAGCGCUCAUCCAAUUCCAAGAAGGACAAGUACAAGAGCAUUCUUCACAGUACCGGGAUGGACGACAUGUCUUCUUCCCACGCAGCGGGUCGGCAAAGAUCACGAUCUCCCCGCCGAAACACUACCAUGGUGGUCCCAUCACCGGCACCCAACUCUGGUUUGUCUCUGCGGAACUCCACCUCGUUGUUGAGAAAGUCGUCUCAGCCCAGCAAGGCCACUCUCUCCAAGUCGGCUACUGCGGCUACUACUUCUACCACCACUGUACCGGUACAAGAAGCGACCAAACAGUCCCACAAAAAGACGGAACGCCGCAUAACCGCCAUGCGGAAGCAAAAGCCACAGCGAAAUGCAUCCAUCAAGCGACAAGCCAAGCGCGCAUCUGAUGGAAGUAGCAAUUCCAAGCGCCACUCCAAGUCUCGAGGAUCCAAGCGGACCAGCAUCACGAUUAGUUCCAACGACUUUCUCUGCGAGACCAAUGAAGUAUUCAAAGAGAACUACAAGUUCAACGAUGUCAUGUACGAGGGAGAAUUUUGCCGGAUCCACUCCUGUACGCACCUCGCUACCAACACUUCUCGUGUGGUCAAGGUGGUCAUGGAACAAGACGGAGAUCACUCUUGCGGUAGCAGCAACGGUGGGGAUGACACGGAAGAAAUGUCAGACUUUUGCUGCCACAUGCGAGACUGUCCCGAAUUUGAGAUUAUGCGAACAAUUGACUCUCCAUUUGUGCCCAAGGUCUAUCGCAUGUACAAUCAAUCCAAUCAUCACAUGAUUGUCAUGGAGAAAUGCCAUGGCAACAGUCUCGAGAAGGAAUUGGCUGCUCACACCCAACAUGGACUCUUGGAAGAACACCAUGUCAAGGACAUUAUGUGGCAAAUGUUUUCCUGUCUCAAUUAUCUUCACGAAACUGCAUUGGUGGUUCAUGGGGACAUUCGGCCCUGCAACCUAAUGUUGGACCAAGAACAUGACUUUGGCAAGAUCAAGCUCAUUGACUUUGAUGCUGCUGCGAGGCUCAAAGACAAGGAUGACAAGAUCAGGGAACGCCGAGGAGGUGGCAGUGGACGAGACAUUGUUUAUCAAGCUCCAGAAGUCCACGGCUCCAAACCAAAGUACAACUCCAAGGCUGACAUGUGGUCUUGUGGUAUUAUCAUGUAUCAGAUGCUCUUUGGCAGGCUGCCCUUUGUGGAAAGCAGUCGCAAAAUCAAGAAAGGCAUCGAAGAGGAUCAGGACAAGUUUCCCAAGAGCAUCAAAAAGACUGAGAAGGACAUUGUCAGGCGAAUGCACCGAAGCAAGCUGCGCUUCCCUCAUGGUACCAAUGUGUCAAAAGAAGUCAAGGACCUCAUUGCCUCAUUGUUGCAUCCCAACAGCAAGAGGCGUCCUAAUGCUGCCAAGGUUCUCCGUGACAGGUGGUUUCGCCGAGACAAUGCCAGGAACAACGAAGCCGGUAGUGCUGCCCUCGAGAUAUAUGGGCCAGCUUCUCCAGAUACAACAGACCCCAUGGCAGAGAUGGACCGCAUGAGCCGGUUGGCCAACCUUCGCAAGCACAACCCCAACUCUCGUCUCAAACAGGCCGCCCUUUCCCUUAUGGUAGCAGACAUGCUGACCAAAGAAGAACAUACCAAGAUUGAUCAAGCCUUUCAAAAGCUUGACAUGCACCAUGAUGGCAAGUUACGUCGCCAUGAAGUUCGAGCUGGUUUCUUGCUAGCCUUCAACACUCCUCUCACUGAAGAUGAGUUGGAUGAUAUCUUUGUGAGAUGCGACUCCAAUAGAAAUGGCAGCCUAGACUACAGUGAGUUCGCUGUGGCCAGUAUGAGUGAGAAGGAGCUUCUGACCGAUGACCGCCUGAAACGAGCCUUCAAACGUUUUGAUAAGCACAAGAGAAGGUGCAUUGGGAGGGCGGAACUGCAGGCUGUGCCAGCAUUUUCUCGUUGCAGCAAAGACCAACUAGACUUUAUCAUUGCAGAGGUGGACCUGAAGGGCAAUGGAUACAUUGAUUUUGACAACUUUGUCAAGUGCAUGCGGACUGGUGGUAUCUUUUAGACCAAAGUUGCUGGCUGACCACACUGGUUGCAAUGAUGGUGCUGGUAGGAUGAUGUGAUUACAACCAUGGAAGGAAGAGCGAGUGAGUGCAAGUAAAGAAGACCCUGGCAACACUGAUUUGGUUCAGAUGUCAUGGGUAUCACUCCCAAGUACAUGGUGUUAUUGACGAGGAACCAAGACUACCUGGUACCAAAUAUAGCUAGCAAUAUACAAUCAUUAGUAGCAA